AUGUCGUUGAGCAAAACGCCCUGCCAAUCCAUGUUCCGUUUCGUGUUCUCUCGAAACGCCAGCACUUCGAGUGUCCCCACACCGGCAAGAAUCCAAUUGAAGAAGCCAACAGCUGAGGCUGGACACUUCCAAUACUCGCGUAACUGGUCCCGUGAUCCACGAUUUGUGAAGGUUGCCAUUCAGAAGGGAGACACUCCUUAUCAAUUCCUCGUUCGCCGUCUUGGCCACGCCUACGAAGUGUACCCACUCUUCGUUCUCACCGGUGCUUGGUUCGUCCUCUUCUGCGCCGCCUCAUAUUGGAGUUUCGGAAAAGCUGAAAUCUGGCUUGACAGAAGUCACUCGACAGCUCCAUGGGAUUGGGAGAGACUUCGUGACAACUACUGGAAGAUGCCAACUGUAGCAUUCGAUCUCGAUGGACGUACCCGCAAACGUUGUGAAAUUAUGGAACAACUUCAGGAUGAGAUGUUGGAGGCUGCCAAGAAGAGAGGAACAAGAUAA
Molecule: messenger RNA, 498 nt
Organism: Caenorhabditis remanei
Lineage: Eukaryota; Metazoa; Nematoda; Chromadorea; Rhabditida; Rhabditidae
Exons: 2
Coding region: 1-498 (165 amino acids)
Source: RefSeq, a predicted model, not a curated record